AUGGGAAACAACGGUCAAUUCAACUCUCAAUACUCUCAGUCGACCAUCAACAAGUCGACCUCGGACCAGUGCCUGGUCAACCACUCCAAUGGUAGCCGGACCUCUAUGGUACCCUCAGAUGGACCUGCUGCCCUGACUGGUAAACAAAACCCUUCUCCCAAAAGUCAUUCGUCAAACGUCAGUCGCCUGCAAGAAGAUAUCGCGGGAAUCGGUUCCUGGACGGACUCAACCCCCGAUCUUCAAAUCGCCAUGGAAUUCGACCUGGUUCUCGAAGUGAACCAAGGAAGCUAG
Molecule: messenger RNA, 291 nt
Organism: Aspergillus glaucus CBS 516.65
Lineage: Eukaryota; Fungi; Ascomycota; Eurotiomycetes; Eurotiales; Aspergillaceae
Exons: 2
Coding region: 1-291 (96 amino acids)
Source: RefSeq, a predicted model, not a curated record